This is a messenger RNA of Mercenaria mercenaria, 2440 nucleotides long. Its product is annotated as transmembrane protein 180-like. The transcript has 5 exons. The record is from RefSeq and is a predicted model, not a curated record. Bases 514 to 1938 code for a protein of 474 amino acids. NCBI's taxonomy places the organism in Eukaryota, Metazoa, Mollusca, Bivalvia, Venerida, Veneridae.
UUUUAUUGUUAGUAUAAUUUCUUUUGAAAUGGUAAUAACCGGGGGAUGCCGAAAUAGCGUACGGAGAAUAGUACACAAGUUGCCGAUUGCCUGUCACCUACUUUGAGGUCACUAGAUAUGUGGAUUGUUGAUAAUCUUUCUUUCGUAAAUACGAAUGAGGUCACCGACCUAUAACUUUUUAUCUCAAUGUACACAUAUGUUAUAUUCUAUAUUGAAUGAUGUCGUAUCUUGUAAUCAUUUGCUGUUCUCAGCUGUUAGCAUUGAUUUAAUGUUUUCAUUUUGCUAGGAAACGCAUUUUAUAAUUGAUUGCUAGAUUUUCUCCUUUGAUCUAGCAGCUGAUGACAUGAAGAAUGUGUGGAUUAUUUGCGACAUAUCUUAAAUCGUGAAUUUAUACGGAUAUGCAAGUGAAAAUGGUGCGCUGACAUUCCAGAAAAUCUUUGGCCUUGACUCUCAUUCAGAGUUUACACUGAAAAGAUUGCAGACACACAGCCGUUGCCAGAAACUUAUGUCCACAUGGCAAUGAAAGCGUCUCUCCAUACUCGGAUUGUUGCAGUAGCGGCGUUGUCUAUGGGAUUCAGUCUCAUUAGCUCAGCGUUCAGUUUCUACUAUGUAAAAGUAUUUCUGAACUACUAUCAAAUAAAGGAAAGCUGGUUUCAAUUUUCACAAACGUUGUUCCUUGUAUGGAACGCCAUUAACGACCCACUAUUUGCAUAUUGUCAAGACAGUACAAAUUUUCGUUGCUCCAGAACUCGACGUGAAAGUGUUCUGUAUGCCGCUCCACUUUUUGCAUUGUCUUUUAUAGUGCCGUGGUUUCCAUGGGGGAACCCAGAUACCUUGCAGCCGUGGGUAACAGGAAUUCAUCUUAUAACAGCAUUGUGUUUUUGGGACACCAUGUAUACGUAUGUUGGCUUAGCAGGAUGUUGCUUGUUUACGGAAAUGACAGACGACAAUACAGAGCGACUCAAAAUGGUAAAAUAUAAUCAAAUAGGUUAUCUACUGGGAUCUUCUAGCAUAUUUGUGUUGCAAUACAUGUCAGAUCAGCUGGAAAACUUUCAGGUAUUUCAAGUAACAUCUAUCUGUGUUGCUGUUGUAAGCUGUUUGUUAAUGAUGUAUUGUGGGAAACAUGCACACACCGAGAGAGAACUUCAGUACGAGAACGACGUGCAAUGUGGAAAACCAAAAAUUAUAAAAUCACAGGAAUACUCAUAUUUUACUCUUACAAAGCAGAUUCUGUUCAAUAGAGAUUUUCUUGCUUUUGUGACAGUAAACUUCUUCCAGGAAUUUCAUCGUACAUUUGUUUCAAACUUCUUUGCUGUAAUAGCAGACCAGCUGAUUGUGAAAGGUGCCAUUCCACCAAUUGUCCGGAGUUUGUUUUAUGGGGCCAGUUCUACAGGGCCAAAGUUGGUAGUGAUAUUUGGUACUGGUAUAGUUGGCAGAUUUGGAUAUUACAAGGUGAUACGUUACAGCCAAAUCUUCAUGAUUGCAUAUGGAUUGAUAUACUAUAUGACUGGACCAAUCAACCACUGGUGUGUGAUGUUCUUUAUGCUGAUAGACAGUUGUUUGGCAGACAGUGUAUUCUCAUUGUUCAAUCUUCCACUUUCUGAUAUAGCUGAUAACGAUCUAGCUCGAUACACAAGGAGACAUCCGGUGACGUCAAUGGUUUAUGGUAUGAAUGCUCUAGUUGUGAAACCAGCUAUUUCGUUAUCUCCAAUGUUAGUUGUCAGCAUUCUAAACUCUUAUGGAUAUGAUCGUCUCAAAGAUGGAAAACUGGGCGCUACUAACGUCAGCAGCUUAAACACUGCUAUGUUCAAUUUGUUAUGUCUAUUUCCUUUUAUAAUCGGAUGUGUUCAGUUCUGUUCGUGGUCGUUCUACACGAUUAGGGAGAAAAAGACUAUAGAUAUUACAUUGCUUGUUGGGACUGGUGAAGAUUCCUUGUAGACUUUAGUGUCAAUUAAAGGAAUCGUAGGAGUAUAAGGCAGUUUGUCGGUUUAGUUAUUAUUUACCCCGCCACCUCCUUAUAGUUCUGUAGCCAAAAGUGGUGAUAUCCACUGAAAAAACCAUCGAACAAUAAUGAAAAAAAAACUUCAACUGUUUUUAAGAGAAAAAUAAAUCUGUGUCGUGAGUUUAACAUAGUCGGAAUAUUUGUAUGUGUGUCUGAUCUUGUCCGGACUAUAAGGUUACAGUUUACAUAAUUUAAGUAAUUCUAGACUUACUUUGCGCAAAUGAUUGCUUUCAUAAGACUGCAAUUUAGCGCUACUCUAAAGUCAAAGUCACAAGCAGAGGUCAGAGGUUAAACUGUGUACCAGGUUGAGCGAUAAAUGCAAUUUUUAGUUAGUGCUCAUAUGUAGCUCAAAAGGCAACUUGUUCGUAUCUUAUCUUGUGUGGGCUCUUCACUUUGGUAUGCUUUGAUCUAUUAUUACAAAAUAAAAUAGAUGACGCA